AAUGUCAGAGGAAGAAGAGGACUUUCUUGAUGACAUUAUAACUGAUCCUGAUUAUUUGCAGUUAGAUGAUGACCAUAUUGAAAGUGCUGACUCCCAGGAUUCAAGUUUUAUGGGAUCUCAGGAACCGCUUGGUAGCAUCUAUUGGCAGGAUGAGACGGUAGAUGAUGAACAGUGCCCUGACAACAAACAAACCCAAUUUACACCCAAUCUACCACCAGGGGUAAAUACAGAGAGACUGAGAAAGAAUUCCCUUAAGACUAAAACACAUGGAUUUCUUGAGGUUAUUUCUAACAUCACAGCUAAUAACAUCCCUGUGCAUUGCAACCAAUCACUUUGCUGAGUCUCUUGUUAAUAAAGGCAAAUUCACCUCCUAUGCCAAGCCGGAUGGAACUUGGUGCAGAGUGACAGAGGAAGAAAUGUAUAAAUUUAUAUGUAUUAUCAUAUACAUGUCCUUCACAAAGAUGUCCACUAUGGAUAGAUAUUGGGCCUCAAACUACUUGUAUCGUUUCAAUCCUGUGCCCCUCCUACUUCCAAAGAGACGUUUCCAGUCCAUCCUGGCGUUCCUACAGAUAACACCUCCAGCAGACAUUGAUAAAAGUGACAAACUCACUCGAAUUACACCCCUUCUAGAUCAUGUCAACGCAGUAUCCCAGGAAUUGUUCCAACCCUUUCGUCAAAUAGCAAUAGAUGAGAGAAUGGUUGCUUCAAGACACAGAUUUUCUGGAAUACGCCAGUUUAUAAAAGAUAACCCUGUGAAGUUUGGCUUAAAGUUGUGGAUACUUGCUGAUACUCAAACUGGAUAUACCUAUAAUUUUUAUGUGUAUUUAGGUAAAAAACGGUCAGAAAUUAUUGACAAGGGAAAGGGUUUAGCUUACAAUGUUGUUUUCAAACUUAUAUCUCCUCUGUUGAAUCAAGGCUAUCACUUAUUUGUAGAUAAUUUUUAUACAUCAUUGAAUUUGAUUAAAGACUUGCUAGCCAAAUCCACCUAUCUCAUAGGUGCGGUCCGCAAAAACAGUACAGCAAUGCCACUGUGUUUCAAAACAUCUGUUGAUCAGUGGGAAAAAGCUACAAGUAGAGGCGAUUUCAGAUGGCAUAGACAAGAUGGAUAGGUAACUGUACAGUGGAAAGAUUGUAGAACUGUUACGAUUGUGUCUCCAAUUCAUAAAGGCUCAGAUGUUACAUCAUGUGUACGUACUGUUAAACAUAGAACUGGUUUUAAGAAAACCAAUGUG
Molecule: messenger RNA, 1232 nt
Organism: Pecten maximus
Lineage: Eukaryota; Metazoa; Mollusca; Bivalvia; Pectinida; Pectinidae
Product: piggyBac transposable element-derived protein 4-like
Exons: 5
Coding region: 267-1109 (280 amino acids)
Source: RefSeq, a predicted model, not a curated record